CUGAUGAGCAGCGCGGGAGACGUUCAGGGGGGCUCCCGCUGAACAAGAGAAACAGGCAGGCAGAGUCCCGAGGUCUUCUGCAGAGUAUGCGCGCGGGCAGCGGCAGCAGCAGACUCCCACAAUGAGAGGGGAAAUGCUGUUCCUCGCGGCACUCCAUGCUACAGUCUUUGCUUCAGUACAAGUCAUGGCUCAAAAAAGGGAGCGAGUGAUCUGCACCAAUGUGUACCUGGCUGACAUUGUAUUCCUGGUGGAUGGAUCCUCUAGCAUUGGCAGGGGAAAUUUCCGCAUGAUCCGAUCCUUCAUGGAAGGACUAGUUGUUCCUUUUAUCAAUGUGGUGGGUCCUAACAGGGUACGUUAUGCAGCUGUACAGUACAGUGAUGAUCCCAGGAUUGAGUUCAAAUUCUCUGACUUUCUCAAUGGAACAGAAGUGAUGAGGGCUCUCCAAGAGAUGGCCUUCAAGGGUGGGAAUACUCGCACAGGAGCAGGCCUUCGUUAUGUAGCUGAUAACUUAUUUGGGGCCAGUCAGCUCCGGCCUAACGUCCCAAAGAUCUGUAUCCUCAUUACUGAUGGAAAGUCUCAGGAUGAGGUUGAGCAGACAGCCCUAAAGCUGAAGAAUCAAGGCAUUAAAGUCUUUGCUGUGGGUAUCAAAAACGCAGACCGGAAGGAGCUUGACCGAGUGGCUUCCACGCCCACAGAAGAUUAUUCCUUCUAUGUUACUGAUUUUAAAAUCCUGGCAUCCCUGCUGCCACUGGUGUCCCGGAAGGUGUGCGCCAGCACAGGAGGCGUCCUCCAGACAGUAGGUACACAGGUCUACAGUGGUCCCUCCAACCUGGUCUUCAUGGAACAAGGAACAGACAUGCUAAGGAUCCGUUGGACAGCAGCUGGUGGUCCUGUAACUGGAUAUAAAGUUCAGUAUGUGCCUUUGACUGGCCUGGGGCAACAAAUCAUGUCAGAGAGGCAGGAGGUCAGUUUGGGAUCUGGUGAGACAAGCACUGUACUUCGUGGCUUGAAAAGUGGGACAGAUUACUUGGUCAUCGUUAUAGCUCAGUACGCCAACCGCGUUGGAGAAUCGGUUUCUGGCAAAGGACGGACUCAGAUCCUGUCUGGAGUGACAAAUUUUCGGGUGUCAGAAACAGGACCAUUCUUCCUCAGACUGUCCUGGGCAGCUGAUCUGAAUGAAGCCCUACAAGGCUACAGGCUCACUUAUGUGGCCAGGGGUGAAGCGCAAGCUGAAGAAGUGAACCUUGGUGCUAGUGCUACUUCAUUCUUGCUCAGCAACCUUCGACCUAACACUGACUAUGUGAUCACAUUGUAUCCAAUCUUCCCACAUCAUACAAUAGUGCCUGCUGUAGUUCAUAGCCGAACGUUGAACUUGGCAGGGGUACAACAGCUGAGUGCCCAGAACAUCUCCUCCCACGGGAUGCUGGUGAUCUGGAGGGGUGUGAGUGGAGUUACUGCAUACCGUGUUACCUGGGGACUCCUCUCAGGUCAGGAUAGCCAAAAAGCUGAUGUGGAUGCUAGCAAAAAUUCUUAUAUGUUGACUGGACUGCAGCCUAACAUUGAUUACCUAGUAUCUGUUGCUCCAAUCUAUGGACAAAUAGAAGGUCCCAAGGCCUCCAUUAGGAGGAGAACAGAAAUAGCCCAGAUUCUUAGGACUAUUGCUGUUGACCCAACAUCAAUUAAGGUGGCCUGGAACAUCAUCCCUAAUGCUCGGGGCUAUCGUCUGGAGUGGAGAAAAGCCACAGGGGUGGAUUCUCCCAGGACUGUCUCUCUUCCCACCAAUGAGAACAGCUACACUCUGACUGGCCUACAGCCAGGCACUGAAUAUCACAUCACCCUCUACACUCUGUAUGAUGGAAAAGAAGUAGCAACCCCAGUUACCAUCUCAGAGACAGGGGUGGCACCUUCAGUGGGAAGCAUCUCCAACUUGAGGAUCGUUGAGACCAUAGGAAGCAGAGUCCGACUAUCCUGGCUGGGAGUCCAAGGAGCCACAGGAUAUAAGAUUGUAGUACGCAAUGUGCAGGAUGGCACUGAGAGGGUUCGACAUAUCCCAGGCUCCCAGACCACAGAGGACUUAGUUGAUUUGAAAGAGAAUGUUUCCUAUGUGGUUCGUGUGUCAGCUCUUAUCGGCAAUCGUGAGGGUAAUGCUGUUCCUCUCAACGUCCGGAUCCGACCACCAUUAGUAGGCAGUGUAUCAAACCUGCGCAUGGUGCCGGUAGGACUGGGUCGCGUCCGGCUGUUGUGGACUCCCAUCCCCAGGGCUACAGCUUAUAAAUUGGUGAUUAUCAACACUCAGGAUGGAUCAGAGGAGACAAAAAGAAUUCCUGGCGACCGGAGUUUCUUUGAAUUGCAGGAUCUGAAGGAGGGUGUCACAUACUUAGUACAAAUAACGACGCAGUUGGGCACCCAAGAAAGCGCUCCUGCCACCCUUAGUCUCCAAGUUGAAUCUCCACCUGUAGGCAGCAUCAGCAAGCUAGAGGCAGCUCCAGCUGGGCCCAAUCAAUUGCGUGUUACCUGGAAUCGGGUUCCUGGGGCUACAGGCUAUAAGGUGACAUGGCGAUUGAGAGAGGGUCAAGAGGUCUCUCGAGUCGUACCGGCUGAUAUAAAUUCCUACACCAUUGAGGGUCUGAGGCCUGGGACUGUCUAUGUCAUUGAAGUUUCAGCCUUAGUUGGCAGCAGAGAAGGGAACUCAGCUACCACCACAGUUACAACAGCCUCUGAUCAAGUGGGAACAGUCACCAGCCUCAGAGUCCUUGAAUCCAGGGGCAACGUGGUACGCAUCUCAUGGGUUGGUGUGCCAGGGGCUACAGCAUAUCGAGUGAUAUGGAGCCAGCGCAGUGGUGGACCUGAAAGCAGCAAACUGGUCUUGGGAAAUGUUAAUUCCUUUGACUUAGAAAACCUGGAAGGAGGAGUCAGCUACAUUGUAAAAGUCACAGCACUGAUUGGGAAUCGUGAAGGAAACCCUGUAUCUAUUACUGUCACAACACCGGCAAUCCCAAUUCAACCCGUUGGAAAUCUGCGUGUGACUGACUCCUCAGAAACCCGUAUCCGACUAGAAUGGAGCCCAGCACCAGGGAGCACGGGCUAUCGGCUCACCUGGCGCCCAGCAGGUGGGCCAGAGAGGAGCCAGCUGUUGCCAGCCCAUAUUAACACCUAUGACAUUGAAGAUCUGCAGCCAGGAGGGCGCUAUGACAUCCGCAUCACAAGCCUGACUGGCAACCGGGAAAGCGAAGCUGUGGCCAUUGUCGCCGCCACUGCAGCUGCAGGCCGGGUGACCAAUUUCCAGGUGGCAGGUACUCAGAAGGAUUCUGUAACUUUGACCUGGACUCCAGUCCCUGGGGCUACUGGCUAUCAUCUUACAUGGAAAUCUCCAAGAGAGGAAGGAGAGGCACAAAGAUCGUUGCCUGGAUCAGAAACAUCCUACCCAGUGUCUGGGUUGCAUCUGGGUGAGCGAUACACCUUUACUAUUCGCCCGCUGUUUGGGAGCAUCUCUGGGGCUGAGGUUUCUGUUACUGACCAGACAGUCUGUCCAGAUGCCCAGCGUGAUAUCAUUUUUCUUGUACAUACAACUCGAGACAAAGCCUACAAUGCAGAGGCUGUGCGAAGCUUCCUCUCCAACACUAUCUCCGCCCUGGGUCGCCUGGGCCCUGAAACCACCCAGGUGGGCAUUGUGAUUUACAGCUACCGAAGCCUCCCUUUGCUCCCGCUUAAUCGUUCCAGUGAUUUAGCAACUGUCCUGCAGCAUAUCCGCUCACUGCGCUAUGAGGAGCCUAGCAGCAAUGCCAUUGGAGCAGCCAUUAAUUUUGUGAAGACCUACAUGCUGAGCCCCGUUGCAGGGCGAAGACCCAGUGUACCAGGAACCUUGGUGAUAUUGGCAGAUGGGUCAUCCAGUGAUGAUGCCAUCGGCCCUGCCAGGGAAGUCAAAGCUGCCGGGAUCCAGGUGCUAGCAGUGGGGAUGGAAGGGGCUGAUCGUGAGCAGCUGCGUCGCCUGGUGACCAAUGAAGAAUCACGUAAUGUUUUCUUUGUGCGAGACUCAAACAGUCUGUCGGAGAUGGAAGCGGGGCUUGCCAGUGCCCUCUGCAUCAUCGACAGGCCUAGACCAGAGCCUUGUGCUGUGCAGUGCCCUAAGGGUGAGAAGGGUGAGCCAGGUGAGCCUGGACAGAAAGGACAAAUGGGACUUCCUGGCCGUUCUGGAGAUCCGGGACGCAAUGGGAUCCCAGGUCCUCCAGGUCCAGUGGGACCUCGGGGUCCCCCAGGUGACACCACUGAAAGGCGGGGUGAAAAGGGAGAGAGGGGAUUUCCAGGAGCAGAUGGAGCACCAGGGAAUCCUGGCCGUCCUGGCAGCUCAGGUCCUCCUGGUCAGGCAGGCCUUCCUGGACUCAGAGGAAUCGAAGGGGAGCGUGGACUGAUUGGCCCAAUUGGGCCAAAAGGAGAGAAGGGUGAGCCGGGGGAGUCUGGAAUAACUGUGAAUGGAGGAGGUGGCCUUCCUGGCCGAAAGGGAGAGCCUGGCAACCCGGGAACCCCUGGAACUCCUGGAAUUCCAGGCCUCAGAGGUCCAUUAGGAGAUCCUGGGCUGGUGGGACCUCGUGGGCCACCAGGGCCUGCUGGCAUUUCUGUCAAGGGUGAGAAGGGCGACCGAGGUGAGAGAGGCCCUCCUGGAUCAGGUGAUGGGGUUGCGGUCAGAGGAGAACCUGGUACUCCAGGUGUGCCUGGAGAUCCUGGGCUCAGAGGAUCCCCUGGGCCUCCAGGACAAAAAGGCGAUAAGGGAGAUGGAGAAGAAGGUUUUCCUGGACCUCCUGGGCGUACUGGAGACCCUGGAGAUCGGGGCCCCAGAGGACCUCCAGGUGAACAAGGGAUCAAGGGAGACCGUGGGCAGCCUGGUACACUUGGACCAUCAGGAGAGAAGGGAGAACGUGGAUUGCCUGGCCCUGAAGGAGAGAAGGGAGAACAAGGUCCCGCAGGCCGUCCUGGUCCAUCUGGCAGAGAUGGCUUACAAGGAUCACCUGGGCCUCGAGGGGAACAAGGAGAGAGAGGAGAGCCUGGUAUACCUGGUCAGCCGGCUUCCAGCCUUUCAGGAAUUAAAGGAGACAAGGGAGAGAGGGGCGUUGCAGGACCUGAAGGUCCACCUGGACCUAGAGGAGAUGCUGGGAACAAAGGAGAACGUGGGUCUCCUGGUUUUAGUGUCCCUGGACCACCUGGCCCAAAAGGAGAACAAGGAGACAGGGGGAUCACUGGACUGACUGGCAAAACUGGCCCAAAGGGUGACCCAGGAGAGCCAGGGGAGAGGGGAGAGUCAGGAAGACCAGGUCCUGCUGGACCAUCUGGCCAACGAGGAAAAGAGGGUGAAAGAGGUGACAAAGGAGAGGAAGGGACCCCUGGUGAGCAAGGCCUAUCUGGGAAACCUGGAGAGAAAGGUCAGCGGGGCCUGCCAGGCAACCGAGGCCUUCCUGGUGAGAAGGGAGACCAGGGGGACCCAGGUGAAGAUGGGAGAAAUGGUAGCCCUGGAGCACCAGGGUCAAAGGGUGAUCGGGGGAGUCCUGGAGAGCCAGGGCCUCCAGGCCAAGUUGUUGGUGUGGAGGCUGGAGGAGGAGGGCAAAAAGGUGAAAAGGGGGAGCCAGGGGAUCCUGGAGAGGAUGGCAUGAAAGGAGCAAAAGGAGAAGCUGGUUUACCUGGCCUGCCAGGAGAACGGGGAAUUGAGGGUUCCAGAGGGCUCCCUGGAGUUCGCGGUGACCCUGGAGAUCGAGGCCCAGUGGGAGAGAAGGGUGAUCGAGGUCCUCCAGGCCUGGAUGGUCGGAAUGGCUUGGAUGGAAAACCUGGACAAAUAGGCCCUUCAGGCCAAAGAGGUGAUCCAGGAAAGCAGGGUGACCCUGGUCGAGAUGGCUUGCCAGGUCAGCGUGGAGAGCAAGGUCCUCCUGGAGCAAUUGGCCCACUGGGAUCUCCAGGACUGCCUGGCAAGCCUGGUGAAGAUGGCAAACCUGGGCUGAAUGGGAAGAAUGGAGAAGAUGGGAUUCCAGGAGUAGAUGGGAGAAAGGGAGAUAAAGGUGAAGCUGGAAUACCUGGCAAAGAAGGUCCUGAAGGUGUUAAAGGAGAGAGAGGAACCAAUGGGCCUCCAGGGCCCCCAGGACCACCUGGUGUUCCCGGUGUGCCUGGACAAAUUGGUCCACCAGGCCAGAGUGUGCCAGGCCUCCCUGGGGUAUCUGGUCAAAAGGGAGACAGAGGAGAACCUGGAUCCAAAGGAGAACAGGGGAGAAAUGGUGAACCUGGGCCACGAGGGGAACCUGGGAUAGCAUCAAAUAUUGAACGUGCCCUGGAAGCAUACGGUAUUAAGAUUUCCUUACUCCGAGAGAUCACCGGUGCCUAUGACGGCAGCUCGGAUCAGUUACUGCCUGUUCCUGACCGCCGAAGAGGACUGAAGGGUGACAGAGGAGAUCCAGGAGACAGGGGGCCACCAGGGAAGGAGGGUCCCAUGGGCUUCCCUGGGGAAAGAGGAGCAAAAGGAGAUAAAGGAAAUGAAGGACCACAAGGACCACCAGGACGUGCCAUCGGAGAGCAGGGGCCAGGAGGUCCACCUGGGCAGCCAGGGGAGCCUGGGAAACCUGGAAUUCCAGGGCUGCCAGGCCGGGCAGGAGAACUUGGAGAAGCAGGGAAGCCUGGAGAGAAAGGUGACAGGGGUGAGAAAGGUGCAAAAGGAGAACAGGGUAGAGAUGGCUCAACAGGUCCUCCAGGCCCACCAGGACCCAAGGUAGAUACAGCAAUCGAAGGGAGUCUCUCUGGAUUUCCUGGAGAACGUGGACCUAUAGGACCGAAGGGAAGCAAGGGAGACCCAGGAGAAAAUGGUGCAAAAGGCUCCAGAGGCGAUAAGGGUGAAGAUGGUCAGAAAGGGGAGAGAGGCGAAGCUGGUGGAAAGGGCAGGGAUGGCACUCCAGGACCUCCAGGAGAGAGAGGCCUUCCUGGCCCAGAAGGGAAAGCAGGCUUGCCAGGUUUCCCUGGAGUUCUGGGCAGACCGGGAAAUCAAGGAGAUCCUGGAUUACCAGGCCCUUCUGGUCCUGUCGGCCCACCUGGGACCCAAGGCAUACCUGGAAUAAAGGGAGAUGCAGGAGAACCUGGGUCCAGCAUCCGAGGUAUGCCAGGCCCUCAAGGGAGUGUGGGACUCCCAGGACCACCAGGAUCCCCUGGGCGUGUGGGUCCACAGGGCCCUCCAGGACUACCAGGACAGGUGGGCGAGGCAGGGAAACCAGGUGUAUCAGGAAGAGAUGGUGUGCCUGGAAAAGAAGGGGAGCCUGGAUUGCCUGGGAAAAUGGGCGUUCCAGGGCCUUCAGGACCUGCUGGUUCUAAAGGAGAGCCUGGAGAUGCUGGGCCCCCAGGACAGAGCAUAGUGGGACCUCCUGGAGUGAAAGGUGAGAAGGGUACACCAGGAGAUUUUGAUGAGGAAUUUCUGCAGAAGCCAGGACUCAAGGGUGAUCGAGGCAUACCAGGUCCUCGUGGAGAGAAGGGUGGUCCUGGAAGUCCGGGGAUACCUGGAGAUCCUGGAGAAGAUGGAGCCAAAGGAUCACCUGGGAUCAAAGGAGAAAAGGGUUCAGUUGGAAUUGGUCUCCAGGGACCUCCUGGACAGGUUGGACCUCAAGGCUUAAAGGGAGACCCUGGUUUACCUGGCCCACCAGGCCCACCUGGUUUGCUGGGUGUGGCCGGAACUCCUGGCCAGCCUGGUCUGAGAGGAGAAAAUGGAAUGGUUGGCCAACCUGGACCUCCAGGAGACAGGGGUUUGAUUGGCUUCCCUGGGAGAGAUGGUACUGCAGGAUCACCAGGACCUCCAGGACCUCCAGGGUCACCAGGUUCCUCAGGCACCCCAGGAAUAAAGGGUGACAAGGGGGACACAGGUAUUGGACAACCAGGACCUAGAGGAGAACGAGGAGAUCCAGGACCUCGGGGUGAAGAUGGGCGCCCAGGUCUGGAAGGAGAUCGCGGGGCUGCAGGCCCUCCUGGAAACAGAGGGGAGAGAGGUGACAAAGGUGAUGCUGGGCUCAUGGGGCUGAAAGGAGACAAAGGAGAUACGGUCAUUGUGGAAGGCCCACAAGGUCUUCGAGGGAAUAAAGGAGAACCAGGAGAACGUGGUCUAAAAGGCAUGGAAGGGCAGAAGGGUGACAAAGGAGAUCAUGGAAUCAUUGGAGAGAAGGGAGUAAAGGGUGAGCAAGGUGAGAAGGGAUCCACAGGCUUCCCUGGUGCACGAGGGCCCAGUGGGCAAAAGGGAGAAAUUGGUGAGUCAGGAGAACCAGGAGAGCCGGGCCAACCUGGGAAGGAUGGUAUUCCUGGAACCAGAGGGGAGAAAGGAGACAUGGGACCUAUUGGAAUACGAGGUCCAAAGGGUGAUCGAGGAAUGAAAGGAGCCUGUGGCCAAGAUGGAGAUAAGGGUGAGAAGGGAGAGCCAGGGUUACAGGGCCGAAUGGGGCUCCCUGGAAGGAAAGGUGAUAAUGGAGACGUUGGCCUGCCUGGAACACCAGGAAUCCCUGGGAAGGAAGGCCUCAUUGGUCCCAAGGGUGACAGAGGAUUUGAUGGCCAGAAAGGAUCCAGAGGCGAUCAGGGAGAAAAAGGGGACAGGGGUGCUCCAGGUGUUAUUGGUUCCCCAGGACCUGGGGGAAGUGAUGGACCCCCUGGGCCUCCUGGGCCACCUGGCAACAUUGGCCCCAAAGGCCCAGAAGGAAUUCAAGGGCAGAAGGGUGAAAGAGGCCCCCCGGGUGAAUCAGUUGUAGGAGCCCCAGGAGCACCAGGCAUGAUUGGAGAAAGGGGAGAACAGGGAAGUCCAGGGCUUAAUGGCCAAAGAGGAGAAAAAGGAGUACCUGGCAUGACGGAAGAAGAGGUCCGACAGUUUGUCAGGCAAGAGAUGAGUCAACAUUGUGCUUGUGGAGGCCAGUUCUCUCUUCCUGAACGCCGUAACCUCCCCAACUAUCCAUCCACCCAACCACUCCCAUCCGGUAACGCUCAAAUAAUCCCCGUGCUUAGGUUGUCCCAUGCUGAGGAAGAGGAAGGGGGCCAGGAACGAAACAUACUGAAAGCAGAUGGAUCUGAGUAUGAGUAUGUCUAUGCAGAGGAAGACUAUGAAGAGGGCCUGGUAGCAGAUGGGACUGAGAGCCCUAUGUUGAGGGAUGCUGACCUGUGCACCUUGCAUCUGGAAGAGGGCACCUGCAGCAAAUACACCCUAAGAUGGUACUAUAACCAGAAAGUAUUGGAAUGUCGGCCCUUUCUCUACAGUGGCUGCGGAGGGAAUUCCAACCGCUUCAGCUCCAAAGAGGACUGUGAACUCCACUGCAAGCCCCAGGCAGAUACAGGUAGUAGCACAGUGGAGAGAAACAAAGCUGUAUAAAUGCUGAAGUGAGUUUGGAGAACUGACAUACUGAAGAAAAGAAGAGUUGCAGCCUUUCAGGCUUUCUGCCCUUCUUAGCCUGCAUGAGGUCUUAGAUAUACACCUGGCAAGCAUUUGGUCUGAGAAUCAUCUUGCUGCCAUUUUUACUGCUUGCAACACAGUUGCUUGUGGGUGCAUAUGUUCAUUUGAGUGUGUGUGUGCGCGUACAUCAUUCGUGUGUGGGCUGCUUCAGCUGGAGCAGAGAAAUGGUGCUAUUCUUUUUUUUACAGUAGUUUUGUUGCUCUUGAUUUAUUUUUUUAAAUUAAGGUGAUUUUUUAAUCAAAUGGGAAAUAUAUGCAUACCGUCUUUUAUGUAUAAUGUAAAGAAAAGACAUAUUUUUUAAUUAGAGUUCUUUAACUUAUUUGAUACUGGCUGACUAAUGACACGUGGAAUGUAUUAUGGCCAGACCAAACCGAUUCUGCCUGCAAGUUGUUUUAAUUCAGGGUUAUAGAUCUAUAUAUUAUUCCUCUGAGAGUAGACUAAUAAGAAGCCAACUAGACAGUAUCACCCAGGCUAAUCCUGAGAGGCUAAAAUGCCCUUCCAUUCAUAAAAAUACAAGAAUCUUCUGAUUCACAGGCAACACUAGAGUUCUUUCCAUGAGUUUAUUUCAUUAUGAGCAGAGAUUAUUUCAGGAACCCCUCCCCGCUUCCCUGUUUUUUCAUAGCUUAUGACUUUUUAUUGUUAACAAAUAACACUUGGGGAAUACAGGCUUUUCCUAAGCCUGAGAUAGGUCAAGAAUAAAGUGGUCACAGAAUGGAAAAUCUUCUCCCAAAGCAUUUCUGUUUUCCUGCCAUCAGUUUUCCAGUGCCCCUAGAGUACUAGUACUCCUUAAUUUUUCAACUUUUGAACAAAAUAAUGCCAGCGCAUUGGAUUCAUUUCUGAGUUGCUCUGUGUCCAGGCUCCAUGGAUUAAAACAUAGUGGUGGCAAGGCUGGCAAAAUUCAAAGUUGCAAAGUUUCAUAUAUUUUGUAAUAUGAAAAAUAAGAAGUGAAAAGUAGAUUUGAGUGUUGAGAAAAAUUCAUUGUCUAUUACCAAGAGCAGAAGAAGUUCAGCUGUGACUAAGAGUCAUUUCAAUUCUGUGAAUAUGCCUAAUAUUUUACUAAAUUCGUUGAAGCUAGUGCAAAUCACCACAUCCACUGACAGAGAAUGCCAUAUGCCAUGGAGAAUAUUAUUUUUCAUGUUUUUUGAGGUACUUGAAGCUCUGGGACAACUAGAGCUGUUCUAGAUAUGGCUGCACUAUAGAAUUAUUAAAAAGCAUGAUUGUUUUCCUUUUUUUUUCUUAGAACUAAACUUAUUUUAAAUUGCCACUGCAUACUGAAUCAAGAUUUUCAGUGAACCUUUUCUUUAGCAUUCACAGUCAUUGCAAAUCCAAACAGAGGUUUAGCCCUAACAUUCACUGCUUUAUAUUUACUUAUGCUGGAUCUCAUUCUUUAUUUUGUUCCUGAUUCACUUAGUUUAAAAAAAAAAAAAUCUACCAUUUUUCAUAGUCAACUUGAAAUUUUACCAUCCAAACACCACAUUUUAAAAAAGAUUCAGACUAGUUGGAACAGCUGCAUUGAAGGGCACUGUGGAUGACAGGGAGUUGAAACUAAAAUGUUGACAAGUAGAGGCUGGAGAAAUUAGAUAUAUUUAACAAUAGACGAUGUUAAAUGUGCCCAAUUAGAACAUAUAAUGCUAUUUUUGAAGUACCUUAUGGAGAUGAAGAUCUCUUCUCCAACAUCCCAGAGUAUAGGACAGUAUAGGAUAGAAACAAGGUAGUUCUAUACUCCCUCUCUCUCUAUAUAUGCAUACAUACAUACACACACACAUACACAGACAUACAUAUACACAUACAUACAU
Python bivittatus (Burmese python) is the source of this 11235-nucleotide messenger RNA. RefSeq names its product collagen type VII alpha 1 chain (gene COL7A1). Gene Ontology annotation, molecular function: protein binding; serine-type endopeptidase inhibitor activity. Gene Ontology annotation, cellular component: extracellular matrix. The record is from RefSeq and is a predicted model, not a curated record. NCBI's taxonomy places the organism in Eukaryota, Metazoa, Chordata, Lepidosauria, Squamata, Pythonidae.